This is a messenger RNA of Mauremys mutica (yellowpond turtle), 2581 nucleotides long. Its product is annotated as integrator complex subunit 10. The transcript is spliced from 17 exons. The record is from RefSeq and is a predicted model, not a curated record. Gene Ontology annotation, cellular component: integrator complex. Lineage: Eukaryota; Metazoa; Chordata; Testudines; Geoemydidae. Bases 96 to 2132 code for a protein of 678 amino acids. Gene Ontology annotation, biological process: snRNA processing.
CUUCGCGUUCGAGACAGCACAUGGGCUAUGACGCGUGAGCACCCGUACUCCGCGCAUGCGCCCUGGGAGGGGGAAGAAGCCGGUGGCUGCGGAGGAUGUCGGCGCAGGGGGAUUGCGAGUUCCUGGUGAAGCGGGCCCGGGACCUGGUGCAGGGGGACCUGUGGGCGGCCAAGGCCUGGCUCAUCACGGCGCGGAGCCUCUACCCGGCCGACUUCAACAUCCAGUAUGAAAUGUACACUAUUGAGAGGAAUGCUGAGCGGACAGCAUCAGCUGGCAGACUGUUAUAUGACAUGUUUGUGAAUUUUCCAGACCAGCCAGUGGUGUGGAGGGAGAUUAAUGUUAUUACAUCAGCAUUAAGGAAUGACUCACAGGAUAAGCAGACUCAGUUCUUAAGAGGUUUAUUUGAGACCCUUCCUGGUCGAAUUCAGUGUGAAAUGUUACUAAAGGCCACAGAGCAGUGUUUUAAUACACUAGAAAGGGCAGAAAUGCUACUGCUGCUUCUACGACGCUUCCCAGAGACUGUGGUGCAGCAUGGGGUGGGCCUAGGAGAAACGUUAUUAGAGGCUGAAAAUAUUGAGGACCAAGAAUCCCCAGUCAAUUGCUUUAGGAAAUUAUUUGUUUGUGAUGUUCUUCCUCUUAUCAUUAACAACCCUGAUGUUCGCCUACCUGCCAGCUUGCUGUACAAGUACUUGAACAAGGCAGCAGAAUUUUAUAUUAAUUAUGUAACUAGAUCUACACAAAUGGAAAACCAGUAUCAAGGUUCACAAGAUACCUCUGAUCUCAUGUCCCCCAGCAAACGUAGCUCUCAGAAGUAUGUAAUAGAGGGUCUGACUGAGAAAUCAUCCCAGAUUACAGACCCUUGGGAGAGGCUGUUUAAGAUACUGUCUGUCGUGGGAAUGAGAUGUGAAUGGCAGAUGGAUAAAGGAAGAAGAAGUUUUGGUGAUAUUUUACACAGAAUGAAAGACCUCUGCAGAUACAUCAGUAAUUUUGAUAACGAAGCCCAUGCGCAGUAUAAGAAUCAAGUAGUGUAUUCAACAAUGUUGGUCUUCUUUAAGAAUGCAUUCCAAUAUGUCAGCAACAUCCAGCCAUCUCUCUUCCAAGGGCCAAAUGCUCCAAACCAAGUUCCACUGGUUCUCCUUGAGGAUGUGUCCAGUGUCUAUGGUGAUACAGAUAUUGAUCGCAACAAGCACAUACAUAAAAAGAGGAAACUUGCAGAAGGAAGAGAGAAGACAAUGAUCCUUAAGCAGAGUUCGGAUGAUGAAGACCCUUCUGGGAAGGGGAGAAAUCGUCACAUCACAAUAAAUAAGACAGACCUUGCAAACUCUGUUGAAGUACUAGAGAGCUUUAAACUGGCAAGAGAGAGCUGGGAGCUUCUCUAUUCUCUGGAAUCACUCGAUAAAGAAUUCACAAGAAUUUGCUUGUCAUGGAAGACAGAUACCUGGCUUUGGUUACGAAUCUUCCUCACAGAUAUGAUCAUUUACCAGGGUCAGUAUAAAAAAGCAGUUACCAGCCUACAUCACUUAGCAGCUCUUCAGGGAUCUCAUUCUCAGCAGCAGAUCACAGGACAAGGAUCACUCCUAGAGAAUCAGAGAGCACUUAUCCAGUUAGCUACUUGCCACUUUGCCCUUGGAGAAUACAGAUUGACAUGUGAAAAAGUACUUGACCUCAUGUGCUACAUGGUACUUCCCAUACAAGAAGGGGGUAAAACGCAGGAGGAGCAGCCUAAAGUGAAGUCUAAAUUCAGGAAAGGUUCUGAUCUAAAACUUUGGCCAUGUACCAGUAAAGCUAUUAUGCCAUAUUGCCUCCAUUUAUUGUUGGCUUGUUUUAAGCUGAGAGCUUUCACAGAUAACAGGGAUGAUAUGGCUUUGGGUCACGUGGUCGUUUUGCUUCAGCAUGAAUGGCCAAGGGGGGAGAACUUGUUCCUGAAAUCCAUCAACAAAAUCUGUCAGCAGGGAAACUUCCAGUAUGAGAAUUUUUUCAACUAUGUUACAAAUAUUGAUAUGCUGGAGGAAUUUGCCUAUUUAAGAACACAAGAAGGAGGGAAGAUUCAUCUGGAGUUGCUGCCAAAUCAAGGAAUGUUAAUCAAGAUAUCUGUGGUGCUGGUCCAUGGUUCUAAAGCUAAUCAAAAGUGAUGACCUUUCUGAUGCUGACAGUCUGGAGAGCAGUGCCAAACAUGGUACUAUAAGUGAGAGACCAUCCUGCUUUACAGAUAUAUAGGGAAUUAGAAAAUGUAACACUGAAGACCUAGGCUACCUGGGAACUUAUCUGAGCAUUGCCUCAUGUUAAUUACAAUAGCUUAAUACCAUUUUGUUGUACCUUCUGCCUUUUUUUAUUGCGUAACCAUUAUGCUCAGUGUUCUAACUGCACCAGCCAGGAGAUAGGAGACAAGCAUUGUCUAUUGCAAGAGAUAGAAUCUUCCUAGUUGGCCUCCUGCCCAGGUAGUAUGUUGCCUCCUGUAUCAUGGAAGCAAACAGGUACAGAUGCCCAAUUCCUUUUGCCCCACUAAUCUUUCCUAUUUCUGGAUCUUGACCACUCCCCACUCUGAUAUAUUUGGGCUGCACCUUUCUUCCAGGAGGCAGAG